AUGUUGGAGAAUUAUAGCAACCUGGUCUCAGUCGGUCUUUGCAUUCCCAAGCCAGAUGUGAUCUCUUUAUUGGAGCAAGGGAAGGAGCCUUGGAGUGUUUUUGACAGUGAGCUGACAAGAGGCCUGUACCUAGAAUAUAAAUCUAGGUGUGAGAACAAGAAAUUAUCUCUGAAAAAGGGUAACUAUAAAAUAGAUUCAUCCCAGUGGGUUAUAAUGGAAGGAUGUACAAAGCAUGGACUUAAACAGGGAUCUCAGGAAAGACAUUUUAGCCAAAUCUCAUGUACCUCUGAAGACAUAUCCCCUUUCAUUCAGCAAACAUCUCUCCCUCUACAUCGAACAUUUAAUACCAAAGAGAAAUCUUAUGAAUGCCAAAAACAUAAAAAUGCCUAUGGACAGGACUCAAAACUUACUACACAUCAAGAAGGUCAUAAUGGCGAGAAAUUCUAUGACUAUAAGGAAUAUGGGAACACCCUUAGUAGAACUUCAAAACUUAGUUCAUAUCAUUCAGUGCAUAUUGGUAUGAGACCCUAUGAAUGUGAGGAAUGUAGGAGGUCUUUGAAUAGUGACUCGGACUUUAUGCAACAUCAGAUAAAUUUUACUAGGGAGAAAUCUAAUGAAUUUAGGAAAAGUGGGAAGGCCUUUACUAAUGCCUCACAGUUUUUUCUACAUCAUAGCAUUCAUACAAGUGAGAAACACUUUAAAUGUAAGGAGUGUGUUAGAGAAUUUAGUAAUGGUACAGCCCUUAUUCGUCAUCAGAGGAUUCAUACUGGUGAAAAACCUUAUGAGUGUAAUGAGUGUGGAAAGGCUUUUAGUACUAGUUCAAUAUUUAGAGUACAUCAGAGGAUUCACACAGGUGAGAAACCCAAUGAAUGUAAAGAAUGUGGAAAAGCCUUUCGUCAUUCCUCAUACCUUACUCAACACCAAAGAAUUCAUACUGGUGAGAAACCUUAUAAAUGUAAGUAUUGUGUUAGAGCAUUUAGUAAUGUUUCGGCCUUUAUUCGGCAUCAGAGGAUUCAUACUGGUGAGAAACCCUACAAAUGUAAGGAAUGUGGAAGAGCCUUUAGUACUGGCUCAAUCCUUACAGCACAUCAGAGAAUUCACUCAGGUGAGAAACCCUAUUUAUGUAAGGAAUGUGGGAAGGCCUUUCGUCAGUCUUCAGACCUUACUCAACAUCACAGAAUUCAUACUGGUGAGAAACCCUAUGAGUGUAAGGAAUGUGGAAGGGCCUUUCGUCGUUCAUCAGAACUUUCUCGACACAAGUUAAUUCAUGCUGAUGAGAAAUUGUAUGAAUGUAAGGAAUGUGGAAAGAUAUUGAGUAGAGAUUCAAUACUUAUACAACAUCAGAAAAUUCACACUGGUGAGAAAGCCUGGGAAUGUAAUGAAUGUGGAAGAAUUUUUACUUGUGCAACAUACCUGACCCGGCAUCAGCGAAUUCAUACUGGUAAUAAACCAUAUACUUGUAACAAAUGUGGAAAAGCCUUUCUUCGUUCUUCAGACCUUAUUCUGCAUCAAAGAAUUCAUACUGGUGAGAAACCCUAUGAGUGUAAGGAAUGUGGGAAGGCUUUUGCAAGAGGCUCAAAUCUUAAUCGCCAUCAAAAAGUUCAUAAUGGUAAGAAAUAUGAGAAACCUUAUCAAUGUAUGUUAUGUGGAAAAGCCUAUAGUAGUAAAUCAGCCAUUACUCUGCAUCAGAGAAUUCACACUGGUGAGAAACCAUAUAUAUGUAAGGAGAGUGGAAAAGCCUUUCAUAGCAGUUCAGUACUUACAGAACAUCAGAGAAUUCACACUGGUGAGAAAGCUUAUAUGUGUAAAGAAUGUGACAAAGUCUUUCAUUAUUCCUCAGAUCUUAAAAGGCAUCAGAGAACGCAUACUGGUGAAAAACCCUAUGAAUGUAAGGAAUGUGGCAAGGCCUUUAAGAGUGCAUGUAUUUUUUUUAUACAUCAUAGAAUUCAUACUGGGGAGAAACCCUAUGAAUGUAAAAACUGUGCUAAGGCAUUUGGAAGUUGCUCAGCCCUUAACCGACAUCAGAGAGUUCAUACUGGUGAAAAACCCUAUAUAUGUAAAGAUUGUGGAAAGGCCUUUUGUAGCAGCUCCAAACUUACAGAACAUCAGAGAAUUCACACAGGUGAGAAACCAUAUGUGUGUAACGAAUGUGGAAAGACUUUUUGUAAUAGUUCUAUACUUACAGAACAUCAGAGAAUUCACACUGGUGAGAAACCACAUGUGUGUAAAGAAUGUGGAAAGACCUUUUAUCACCCUUCACGCCUUAGUCAACAUUGGGGAAUUCAUAUGGGUAAGAAACCCUACGAAUGUAAGGAAUGUGGGAAAACCUUUAGUAGUAGCCCUGCCAUUAUCCGGCAUCAGAGGAUUCAUACUGGUGAGAAAUGCUUUGAAUGUAAGGAGUGUAAAAAGGCCUUUCAUUGUUCCUCAGACCUUUCUCAACAUCAGAGAAUUCAAAAUGGAAAAACUUUACGAAUGCAAAGAAUGUGGGAAGGUUUUUUACGUAGUUCAAAUCUUAAUCAAUAUCGGAAAGAUCAUGCUGGUAAGACGCUCUGAAAAUAAUCUAUGGGAAAGGCAUUUAAUUAUGAAUUUCAUCUAAUUUGAGAUAGGACUUCAUGCUGGUUAGAUCCUAUAAUUAGUAUGAAGAGCCUUUUAUUUGCUUUUUACAGCCUAAAUUGCCUAAGAAUAUAGUAAAUAUCAGAAGAUCAUCAGGAGUUCACUCCUGAAUAUCAGGAAUUUAUGACCGUGAAGGAAGAAAACGAAAACUUUGGUGCAUGUCAACCUUAACUAUCAGAGGAUUUAUCAAGGAAUAAUCCUAGAAUUUCAUUUUACUUUUCCUAAUUUAACUCUAGGUAUUUUUGCCUUACUUAUAUUUACUGGUCAUUAAAAUUGUUAGUUGUGCUUGAGGCGCCUGGGUGGCUCAGUCGUUAAGCGUUAAGCGUCUGCCUU
Leptonychotes weddellii (Weddell seal) is the source of this 2946-nucleotide messenger RNA. RefSeq lists its product as uncharacterized. Gene Ontology annotation, molecular function: DNA-binding transcription repressor activity, RNA polymerase II-specific; RNA polymerase II cis-regulatory region sequence-specific DNA binding. Lineage: Eukaryota; Metazoa; Chordata; Mammalia; Carnivora; Phocidae. Gene Ontology annotation, cellular component: nucleoplasm. Gene Ontology annotation, biological process: negative regulation of transcription by RNA polymerase II; regulation of cytokine production; regulation of immune system process. The record is from RefSeq and is a predicted model, not a curated record.